This is a messenger RNA of Xenia sp. Carnegie-2017, 2456 nucleotides long. Its product is annotated as rab-like protein 6. Bases 361 to 2187 code for a protein of 608 amino acids. NCBI's taxonomy places the organism in Eukaryota, Metazoa, Cnidaria, Anthozoa, Malacalcyonacea, Xeniidae. The transcript has 19 exons. Gene Ontology annotation, molecular function: GTP binding. The record is from RefSeq and is a predicted model, not a curated record. Gene Ontology annotation, cellular component: nucleus; cytosol.
GUUAUGACAAACAGGACAGUUGGGUUGUGUGCUGUUUCUCUUGCUACACGAAAUUCAUUUUGAAAGAAACGAGUAGGUGACUAGUCUACCUCUACCAUCUUUAUAAGUUGUGUCACCUUAACGCAACCAUUGGUCACCACCAUUGUUACCACCACACCACCUUAUAUGACAUAUGCUUAUGACCAUAUUAAAAUUGAGAGGAGACUGGAUCUAGUAAAAUGGUGGAAAUCAACUGAAUUCAUAAAGCAACAAAUUUUAUCAUGAAAAUCAUUCAUCAUAUUCUUCAAAAAUGACGAGAGAAUAUUCCAAACAAAUAAUUCAACUACCUUAGACACUUUUUUGAAACGAAGAUAAAUCAUCAUGAUAUCUGCAUUAAAAAAGUUCUCUCGCAAAAAUGAUGGCCCCAAGUCUCGACCUUCAAUGCCAAGUGGAAUCUCAUCUAUGGGACAGUCAUUACAACGAAAGUUUGGACGUGGUAUCCAUUAUAAUAUGAAAAUAGUUGUUAAAGGAGAUCGAAACACAGGAAAAAGUACUUUAUUGGCAAGAUUUCAAGGAAAACCAUUCAGAGAAGAAUAUUUACCCACUAAUCAAAUACAGGUUUGCAGCAUUAACUGGAGUUAUAAAGUUGCAGAUGAUGUUGUGAAGGUUGAAGUAUGGGAUGUAGUUGAUAAAGGAAAAAGGAAGAAAUCAACUGGUGAUGGAUUGAAAUUUCAUAAUGAUGCUUCAAAUGAAAGUGAAAUUUCAGAUGUUCUAGAUGCUCAGUUUCUUGAUGUUUACAAAGGAGCUCAUGGCUGCAUAAUUUUAUUGGACAUAACCAAACAAUGGACAUUUCAAUAUGUUGAGAGAGAGUUACCUAAAGUUCCUGGUAAUAUUCCUGUCUUAAUCUUAGCCAAUUUUUUGGACAUGCAAGAGCACAGAGUUGUGCAACGUGAAGUUAUUGAAUCAUAUGCGAAAUAUUUUGAUCGAGGAAAAGAUUCAGCCAUGAUACAUUGUGGAGAGUGUUCAAUGAAAAAUGGUUUUGGUCUCAAGUAUAUUCAUAAAUUCUUCAACAUUCCAUUUCUAAAUCUUCAGCGAGAAACAUUGACCCAACAAUUGGAAACUAAUAAAGAAGAUAUGGAGGCAACUCUUGAAGAAUUAUCAUUUCAACGUGAAAGCGAAGAACAAAAUUAUGACAAAUUUUUGAAUUACAUGGCCAACAAAAGUGCAGAGAAGCAGCAGCCAACAUCAAAUAGUUUAGAAAAUAACGUGAGCUCACGACGAACAACGACAUCAGUCACCACCAAGAAUACAGAUAGCAACAAGAUAACUGUUAGUAAUACAAAAGGAAAGACUAAUAGCCAGACUUUAGAUGAUUUUAUACCUGAAGACACGAUAGAAUCUGGCUUUCUAGACGAAAAAGGACAAUCUGUGAAAACUGACAAUAUGAGCGCGGACAGUUCAAGUGAAGACAACGAUAGCGAAGAUGGUGUUAAUCCCAUGGUCUCAGGCUUUAAAGAUUUUAGUUCUGAUGAAAAUGAUAUUGACCAAGAUCAUAAAACACAGCAACCAACCCAGAUACCAUUGACCUCUAGUCUAAAUGCUGACGUUCAAUUAACUUCUGAAGAGUCAGACAACAGUGAUGAUAAAACUGUCCAAGUCAGCAAAAUCAACGAUAAUGACAUCUUCUCUCCUGAGAUUGAAUCUGACAAAGAUGAGCCUGAGUCGAAAAUUGAGCCCGCAGUAGAAUCGUCAAAGAUAAAGAGUGAUGUAGUAUUGAAUGAUGACGAUGUAAACUUUAUGGAUGCUUGGCUUGAUUCUCCAAGUACAGACCCCAGGGAAAUAAGUGUCAAGCCAAGAAAAACUGUAAGAAGCAAUGAAAAUGCAAUUGGUGUAAAUGAGCUUGACAUGUUUGAAGCCAGUCAGUUGUCGUCAAAAACUUCUCGUUCCACACAAGACGUCGUUAAAGAUGACAAGCUAAAUAGUCAUUCUGAUGAUAAUAGCGAAGAAAUAAAAAAGAAACGUUCAGAAACGCUUUCAAAAGACGUCGAAGAGAGUAAACACAAGCAUCGUUCGAAACAUAAACACAAGAAAAAGUCAAGAACGAAAGACACACAAGAAGAUGAUAAAAAACAUAAAUCAAAGAAAAAAGGACGGCACAAGGAAAAUAAAGAUCGCCAAGAUAAUGGGGCUGAUUAUGAAUUAUUUUAAUUUUUGUACUUGAAACGGCUAUGACUAAUUGACAACCAUGACUUAUUAAGCUGUAUUAGCUUUCAACUCCUAGAAAUAUGAAUUUUUACGACGAGAUCCUUGUCCGACAUCAUUAUUUCUUAACACUCUUUCAUUUCUCAUUAGACGAAAUAUUUACUGUAAUAUUUCGUUAUAAAAACCCUCCUUGGUAGAUAGAUAAUUGUAAAAGUUUGUAAUUAUAAAAGAAUGAUAAUUUAUCAUAGGUACAUUGCAAAGAAUUUCUAAAGUAA